GGGGCGGAGUCAUGACUAAAUCAGACACGAGCGCUUGCGGCGGGCAUAAUUGAAAGUUGUGGACCUUAAUUUUUCUAUGUAUUCAGUAGUGAAAAUUGUAAAAAUCUACAAAAAUUCGCACUGUAUUUAAAAAUCAGAUUUACUUGUGUUGUUCAUUGAACAUAAAACGAUUUAUUGGUACGCUGUCCAUUUUUUGUCACCCGCGUUUCGUUUGGAAGUGCAAACUCGACGUUGUAUAGUGCUUUUAGGUUAUAAACGAAAUAUGGGAAAAACAAAGCCACCUGCAAAUAAAUGUUGUGUUCCAGGCUGUCGUGUUAGUGACAGUUCCUGUAAAAUAAAGUUUUACGGAUUUCCUGUACGAAAGCAUAAUCUUGAAAAACGAUCAAAGUGGAUAAAAGCGUUGAAAAGAGUCAAGUAAGUAAGAACAUGAUUUUAAUGACAAUUUACUUGGAAGUUAUUGUGCAACAAAUCUAUAAAAGUCAUAUUUCAUUAUACUCCAGUGUCGAUGGUAGUCCGUGGGAGCCGAGUUCAAGGUCGCGUAUAUGUAGCCAGCAUUUUGUAGGGGGAGAAAAAUCGGAACAUCCUUGCAGCCCUGCAUACCUUCCGACGAUAUUUCCGGAAGAAUAUUACGGUAAACAAAAGCAUUCCGAAGCAGCGCUAUUAAGAGCACAAAACAGGUAUAGAAAACUUAACCUUCAGUUUGCGAAAGGAAAAAACACGUUUUACACUUAUUUUUCGAUCAUAGGUUCACGAGAGCAAUGCAGAGGUGCCGAAAUUCUAACAACUCCAAGGAUAAAGACGUUCAGCAGUUCACAGAUAUAGGAGAAGGAAAUAAUAUGGAGCAAGAUAUUAUUAGUAUGCAGCCACCGAAACAGCGGUUCUGCGAAUCUGCGACCCAGGUCGAUUUUUACAACGAUGAACUAACGUCAACCUACAUAAACAUGUUCGCUUUUGUACGUGUGAAUGGGAAAAUCUGUGAGGCUGGAACCCAGGCGAAUAUCUCAUUUGAAAAGCCAGUAAAAAAAAUUGUUAACUCCAAGAGCACGGUUGAAAAAGG
Messenger RNA from Vollenhovia emeryi, 1057 nucleotides. RefSeq lists its product as uncharacterized. The coding region runs from base 427 to 822 and encodes 131 amino acids. The record is from RefSeq and is a predicted model, not a curated record. Lineage: Eukaryota; Metazoa; Arthropoda; Insecta; Hymenoptera; Formicidae. The transcript has a single exon.